AUGCAACUCCGCGCUCUUACUGUUUGCUUUGCUAUGACUGCGUCAGCGCUUCCGUUGGCGUCUGUCAAAUCCUAUGUAGUAAAUGCGGAUGUUGUGAAAAGUAUCGAUGGGAGCUUGACUUCUAUCGUUAUUGCCCGGCGUGUUGAUGAAGGCGAUAUACCUAUCGGUAUCGCUAAACGUGGAAGCCAGGCAGAUGCUUCUAUCGAUAUUGCCCGGCGUGGUGAUAUGAGCGACCCGUCUAUUGAUAUCGCUAAACGCGGAAGCGAGGUAGAUGCUUCUAUCGACAUUGCCCGGCGUGGUGAUAUGAGCGACCCGUCUAUUGAUAUCGCUAAACGCGGAAGCGAGGCAGAUGCUUCUAUCGACAUUGCCUGGCGUGGUGAUAUGAGCGACCCGUCUAUUGAUAUCGCUAAACGCGGAAGCGAGGCAGAUGCUUCUAUCGACAUUGCUCGGCGUGCCGAACAGACUAAGCCCUCCGUUGAUAUCGCGUGA
Penicillium canescens is the source of this 489-nucleotide messenger RNA. RefSeq lists its product as uncharacterized. Lineage: Eukaryota; Fungi; Ascomycota; Eurotiomycetes; Eurotiales; Aspergillaceae. Bases 1 to 489 code for a protein of 162 amino acids. The transcript has a single exon. The record is from RefSeq and is a predicted model, not a curated record.